Hyaena hyaena (striped hyena) is the source of this 2080-nucleotide messenger RNA. RefSeq names its product podocan like 1 (gene PODNL1). The record is from RefSeq and is a predicted model, not a curated record. NCBI's taxonomy places the organism in Eukaryota, Metazoa, Chordata, Mammalia, Carnivora, Hyaenidae. The transcript has 10 exons. Bases 85 to 1812 code for a protein of 575 amino acids. Gene Ontology annotation, molecular function: protein binding.
GAGGCUCCAGGAGGUGACCGCCUGAUUUCCAUUAGGGAGCCCCGGGUCGGCACUUCAGGCAAGACGGCAGAGCCGGGGCUGGCUAUGCGGCUGAGCCUCCUGCUGCUGCUGUUGCUGCUGCCCGGCCCCCCACCCGCCCCAGGCAUGGAGGACGCCGCCUUCCCCCACCCGGGGGAGAGCUCGCAGCCCCCGCCCCGGGCCUGCCCCCUGCGCUGCUCCUGCCCCCGGGCAGACACAGUGGACUGCAAUGGCCUGGACCUGCACGUGUUCCCGGACAACAUCACCAGGGCAGCUCAGCACCUCUCCCUGCAGAACAACCAGCUCCAGGAACUGCCCUACAACGAGCUGUCGCGCCUCAGCAGCCUUCGGACCCUCAACCUCCACAACAAUCUCAUCUCUUCCGAGGGCCUGCCCGAUGAGGCCUUUGAGUCCCUCACGCAGCUGCAGCACAUUUACGUGGCCCACAACAAGCUCUCGGUGGCCCCCCAGUUUCUGCCCCGCUCCCUCCGAGUUGCGGAUCUGGCUGCCAACCAAGUGACGGAGAUCUUCCCGCUUACCUUUGGGGAGAAGCCGGCGCUCAGGUCCGUGUACCUCCACGACAACCAGCUGAGCAACGCAGGCCUGCCUCCCGACGCCUUCCGCGGCUCUGAAGCCGUCGUCGUCCUCAGCCUCUCCAGCAACCGGCUCAGCUACCUGCCGCCCAGUCUGCCGCCCUCACUGGAGCGGCUCCACCUGCAGAACAACCUCAUCUCCAAGGUGCCCCGGGGAGCGCUGAGCCGCCAGACGCACCUCCGUGAGCUCUACCUCCAGCACAACCAGCUGACCGAUAGCGGCCUGGAUGCUACCACCUUCAGCAAGCUGUACCACCUCGAGUACCUGGACCUGUCCCACAACCGGCUAGCCUCAGUGCCCGCCGGCCUGCCCCGCACCCUGGCCGUGCUGCACCUGGGCCGCAACCGCAUCCGCUGCGUGGAGGCGGCCCGGCUGCGCGGGGCACGGGGCCUGCGCUACCUGCUGCUGCAGCACAACCAGCUGGGGGCGACGGGGCUGCCCGCGGGGGCGCUGCGGCCGCUGCGGGGCCUGCACACGCUGCACCUCUAUGGCAACAGGCUGGCCCGCGUGCCCCUGGCACUGCCCCGCCGCCUGCGGGCCCUGGUGCUGCCGCACAACCACGUGACCGCACUGGGCGCCCGGGACCUGGCCGGCAUGCCGGGCCUGGCCGAACUCAACCUGGCCUACAACCGCCUGGUCAGCGCCCGCGUGCACCGCCGGGCCUUCCGCCCGCUGCGUGCCCUGCGCAGCCUUGACCUGGCUGGCAACCAGCUGACGCGGCUGCCCAGCGGCCUGCCCGGCGGCCUACACACCCUGCGGCUGCAGCGCAACGAGAUGCGGGCCCUGGAGCCCGAGCCGCUGGCCGGCCUGGCCCAGCUGCGGGAGCUCAGCCUGGCGCACAACCGGCUGCGGGUUGGAGACAUCGGGCCCGGCACCUGGUACGAACUACGGGCCCUGCAGGUGCUGGACCUCAGCCACAAUGAGCUGUCCUUCGUGCCCCCUGAUCUGCCCGAGGCCCUGGAGGAGCUGCACCUGCAAGGCAACCGCAUUGGCCACGUGGGUCCUGAAGCCUUCCUCGGCACCCCCCGCCUGCGCGCCCUCUUUCUCAGGGCAAACAGGCUUCACAUGACCAGCAUCGCGCCGGAGGCCUUCCUGGGCCUCCUGCACCUGAGGGUGGUGGACACGGCGGGUAACCCCGAGCAGGUCCUGGUCCGGCUGCCACCCACAACUCCACGCCAGCCACGGGCAGGGAGCCCCUGAGCCCAGAGCGGCCCAGCAGUGUAGCCCAGACCCCUGGGACUCCGCUGGGUCACGGACUGAGACAGUGCCCACCCGGGGCCUCAGCCAGGCUCUCGGACGCCUCAGGGGCUGGGCCGCGUGGCCGGCGCUGGCCAGGAAGCUGGGGGCCAGGGCGCCGCGUCCACACACAGGGAGAGACAAGCAUGCGGCCCACACGCCGGGCGCACAGACCGCACCCACCUUGCCGGACAUAGUCCCCGCUCCCCGCGUGAGUGGAGACGGCAGCAAU